AUGGCUUCUUUAGCACUUGUACUUACUCUUCUUUUUUUGAGUAUCUCAACUUUAGAAGCCGGGUACUAUGCACCUACUCCUUAUAAAAGUUAUAAUUAUGCACCUAGUACUAAGAAAACUAUGAAUGUGAUCGAUUCUUGUUGGCGUACCAAGUCAAAUUGGGCUAAGAACCGUAAGGCAUUGGCCAAUUGCGCGGUCGGCUAUGGCAAAGCAGCCAUCGGAGGGAAAUCCGGUGCCAUUUACGUCGUUACUAAUCCGGCCGAUGACCCCGUAAACCCUAAGCCAGGUACACUAAGAUAUGGUGUAAUCCAAACCAAACCACUAUGGAUUAUUUUUUCCAAGAACAUGGUUAUAACGCUAAAGAAUGAGCUUAUGAUCAAUAGUUUUAAGACUAUAGAUGGAAGGGGAGCAAAAGUGGAGAUUGCAUAUGGACCUUGUAUAACAAUUCAACGUGUUAGCCAUGUUAUUAUACAUGGUAUUAGCAUCCAUGAUUGUAAGCCGGGGAAAAAAGGCAUUGUAAGGGAUAGUCCAACGCAUGCUGGCCGCCGUAAUGGCGCCGAUGGAGACGGCAUUGUUAUGUUUGCAUCCUCGAAUAUUUGGAUCGACCAUUGUUAUCUUGCACGUUGCGCCGAUGGACUUAUUGACGUUAUUCAUGCUUCUACUGGUGUUACCAUCUCCAACAACUACUUCACUAAGCAUGAUAAAGUUAUGUUGUUUGGGCACAAUGAUAACAAUAAAGAAGACAAGGCUAUGAAAGUCACAGUAGCCUUCAACUACUUUGGCCCUGGUUUAAUUGAAAGAAUGCCAAGAGUGAGGCUAGGUUAUGCUCAUGUGGCCAACAAUCGGUACGAAAAAUGGUUAAUGUAUGCUAUUGGUGGAAGUGCUAAUCCAACCAUCUUCAGUGAAGGAAACUAUUUCUUGGCAUCUAAACACACAGAAGUUACAAAGAGGGAAGCUAAGAGUGGUUGGAAGAAAUGGAAGUGGAGGUCUUCAAAGGAUAAAUUCAUGAAUGGAGCCUAUUUUAUACAAUCUGGUUAUGGAAGUACUAACCCAUAUUACACAAAGGCUCAGUCAUUUCCAGUAGCUGAUGGAUCAUCGGUUCCUUCUUUAACCGCUGAGGCAGGACCUUUGCGUUGCACUACGUAUAAAUGUUAACUUCUAACCUUUUUUUGUAAUUAUUUUUCGAUUUUGGCAUGGAAUCAAGUGCAUUAUAAUUGUUUGUAUUACUUAUGCACAAUUUUAUUUUAUGAAACGGGGAGU
Lycium barbarum (goji berry) is the source of this 1260-nucleotide messenger RNA. Its product is annotated as probable pectate lyase 16. The transcript has 4 exons. NCBI's taxonomy places the organism in Eukaryota, Viridiplantae, Streptophyta, Magnoliopsida, Solanales, Solanaceae. The record is from RefSeq and is a predicted model, not a curated record. Gene Ontology annotation, molecular function: pectate lyase activity. The coding region runs from base 1 to 1155 and encodes 384 amino acids.